This is a messenger RNA of Daldinia decipiens, 414 nucleotides long. RefSeq names its product Cerato-platanin. The record is from RefSeq and is a predicted model, not a curated record. The transcript has 3 exons. Bases 1 to 414 code for a protein of 137 amino acids. Lineage: Eukaryota; Fungi; Ascomycota; Sordariomycetes; Xylariales; Hypoxylaceae.
AUGCAGUUCUCCAAGCUCGUCCAGUUCCUUUCCCUUGCCGUCGCCUCCUCGGCCGUCACAGUCUCCUACGACACCGGCUACGAUGACCGAUCCCGCUCCCUAACAGCCGUCUCCUGCUCCGACGGCGCUAACGGCCUGAUCACGCGCUACGGCUGGCAGACUCAGGGCAACAUCCCAAGCACAUACAUCGGCGCCGCCGACGCCAUCGCCGGCUGGAACUCUCCUUCCUGCGGCACUUGCUGGGAACUAAGCUACCAGGGCAAGACCAUCAACGUCUACGCCAUCGACCACGCCGCUGCCGGCUUCAACAUCGCCCUCGACGCCAUGAACGCCCUGACUAAUGGCCAAGCCGUUGCCCUCGGCCGCGUCGACGCCACUUCCCGCCAGGUCGAUGUCAGCGCUUGCGGUGUCUAG